AAUGUGGACCAGUAUGCAGGGCACUGUUUCACAAGCUUGCGUUGGAUUUGUGUGGUAACUCGGCCAUGAAGACUGGAGCUGAACUGAAGUCAAGCGAAGUUUCGAUGUUCUGUAGAUAUUAAAUUAUGCUAUUGUAGGAUUGCUGGUGUUGCCGGAUCGCCCUCUUGGUAUUGCAAGCAUGGAAAAAGAGUUUUUUCAUGGUGCAGUGUGAGAUUCAAGGCGCAGCUAGGAAUCGGCAUUGAGGAUCAGGAUUCUGGGUUUUGAAUUCGGCGUCAUGUUUCAGGGCGUGCACAUGAGGCGGUGCGAGGUCUGGGCGAGUCCAUCACAUGCUACGCAAAUUUGUACUAACAGUCUUGGGAGACGCUCGCCAUCGCGACUCGCUGUCCUCUGUAGAUUGAGGGGUUUAGGUCGUUUGUGCCAGUGCACUGACGCCAUGGUAGUGAUUUGUCCUCUAUCGGAUAUUUCAUUGAAGAUAUCUUGCAAUGAAUCGCUUCAGUCUUCGAGAUUCACGAGUAGAGUUUGGGGUAAGAUUGGCAUGAAGCAAUCGAACGGCAGGACUCGGGAUGUGUGUGUUGUGAAUGCUACACGGCGGAACGUAGAGGAGUCGAGAACUGCAUCUGUGAAUGAUGAGACUAGUGAAGGUUUGCGAGAAGAGAUGUUGGUGUCGUCAUUAGUGGAUGAAGCCCCACAGAUCGGGAGGGGCGUGCCAAUGAAUCUUGCGGCAAGAGUUGGUGUCACCGCAGCAGUCGUCAUGAUGGCGAUUCUUGGGUUUGUGGCGAAACCCCGGAACGAGAAUGGUGGAGGUUCUGUCUCAGAUCUCAUCAAGAGGGGUCAGCUGCGAUCUGACAGGGGCGAUGGCAAGGCGCUGAAGUACGAGGACCCCUUCAAUAACCCUUUUAUUGGUGGAAAGUCGGAGAAAGAGAAUUCUUUAGUGAAAAUGUACGGUAGACUUUUCAGGGUAGCUCCUAUAAAACUGACCGACGAGAAAAGAGUGAUUCAUCAGAACAGGCGUGUACAAGCUUACAGGUGGAAGCGACCUGUUGUUUUCUUGAGUGAAGGAGAACCUGUUCCAGAAGGAGUGGAUCCCGAAGAAGUUCGAUGGAUACCAACAAACCAUCCCUUCGCAACAACUGCUAACUAUAUCGAUGAAGACUUGGCGCAACAGAACGUCAUGCAAGUUAGGGGAGUGCCCUCUCGUCUGAAAGCUGAACACGAGGCACUCCGGAAGAAGAUGAUGGAAGCUGCAAGCAAGGAGCCAGCGUUCAAACUACCUGACAGCUCUGUGGAUCAAUGGGGGUCUCCUCCAAGUGCUGGUGAAGUGAGUGAUAGCGAAAUCGAAGGAGAACGGGGGGAGACACGGCGACUGGAUCGCAGAAGGUCGCCCUCUGGUACAAACGGAUCUCCUCGUCUGCGCAAUAUAGAUGGAUCGGACCUCUUAAAUGAGCCCCAGUAAUGUUUCCAUGAAGGGCAACGCGAACAAUAGAAGCUCAAAUUUGUUGCACACAUGGAACAAAUGCUCCCAUUCCGAGCUGAAGAAUUGCACCUGUUUCUAAACACCUUGGACACAUAAUUCAAAGGCAUCUUCUCACAGGAAUAUCUCUGGAUUGGCAAACAAAUGUUGUGGGAGACGAGUGAGAAGACUCUGUGGAUAGUUUUUAUCUCUGAAAGUGGUGCUAGAUGCCCCUCCCAGAGGUCAUAUUUUAGUUGGCUUCAAGGAUGGUUAAGUUAAUGAAAAUGCUAGUUCUUGAGAAGUGUACCAUAUUCUGUAGGGUUGCAAUAAGUUUUGGUUUGAUUAUAAAUAAACCCAACAAGUAUUCGAAGGUGGAUAUUGGUAGCAGGAUUGAUUCAGCAUUUAUCCAUGUUUCUUGAUGUCCACAAGUAAUUGACAUUCCAUCA
Molecule: messenger RNA, 1896 nt
Organism: Physcomitrium patens
Lineage: Eukaryota; Viridiplantae; Streptophyta; Bryopsida; Funariales; Funariaceae
Biological process (GO): chloroplast fission
Cellular component (GO): chloroplast; chloroplast inner membrane
Source: RefSeq, a predicted model, not a curated record